UUUCUCCUUUUUUUACGCACACACACUCAAUGCUCGGCAUGCACAAACGCUGUAUUACCGGGACAUAACAUUAUCAUUUCCAUAUGUUGUUGUUUGUACAUGAUUUUCUUACCAUUAACAUCCAAUACGACAUCGAAUAAUCGAGGAUAUAAACAUUUGAUCCCGUUUUCUACCUGGUCGCGAUGGAAGCGGGAGGACAAAGGCGCAGACGGGAGAACUGCUGGAUUGCUUUGUGUAUUUAUUUUCUGAUCAUCGGACAGCAGGUUUCAGCUCAGAUACGAUAUUCUGUUCCAGAAGAAGUCAAAGAAGGAACCGUUGUUGGAAAUAUUGCUAAGGAUUUGGGUCUUGAAGUAAGUAGCUUGGUGGACAGACAGUUUCGUGUGGUUUCUGGAUCUAAGGAGGAGCUUUUUCAGAUAAAUCAGGACAAUGGCGUUUUGUAUGUUCAUAAGAAAAUCGACAGAGAGUCUCUGUGUGUUGGCAGUGGUGUCUGUAUGGUUAAUUUAAAAACUGUUAUUGAAAAUCCUCUUGAGAUUCAUUAUGUAGAAGUAGAUAUAUCUGAUAUAAAUGAUCAUUUUCCUAGAUUUCCUGAAAAAGAGCAGCAUUUAAGAAUUUCCGAAAGUACACUACCUGGUGCUGACUAUCAGUUACAGGCUGCCAGAGAUCCUGAUUAUGGUACUAACUCGGUCCGGUCAUAUAAAUUAAGUACUAAUGAUCAUUUUGAAAUUCGAGUGAGAGAGAAUGAUGAGGAUAAGAAGCCGUUUUUAGUCCUGAAGAAGGCUGUUGAUAGGGAGAUUACUACAAUUUACAAACUGCUUUUAACAGCAGUAGACGGAGGAAAUCCUCCGAAAUCGGGCACUCUUAACAUUACUAUUACUAUUCUCGAUAUAAAUGACAACCGCCCCGUGUUUAGUCGAGACACAUAUUCUGCAACACUGCAAGAAAACUCUCUUAUUGGCACUGUGGUCGUUCGAGUAAACGCAACUGAUAUGGAUGAAGGAAUGAAUAGUAAUAUCGAAUACAGCUUCACAACUUUACACAGCAAAGAGCAUGAUGUUUUUGAGCUCGACCCAGUCACAGGUGAAAUACGUGUAAAAGGGGCAGUGGAUUUUGAAGAUACAGAAGUUUAUAAACUCGAUAUUCAAGCCUCAGAUAAGGGACAUCCAUCAAUGUCUGCAAACAGCAGAGUUGUUAUUAAGAUUAUUGACGUGAAUGACAACAGCCCUGAGAUUGAGAUUACGUCACUUUCUAAGAACAUUCCUGAAGAUUCUAAACCCGGAACGGUGAUUUCUCUGAUCAGUGUGACCGAUAAAGACGCCGGGAUAAACGGUAAAGUCAUCUGUCAGUUGAAUAAAAAUGUUCCCUUUGAGCUAAAGCCUUCUUUUAAAGACAACAUGUACUCUUUAGUGACAAAAGAUCGCUUAGACAGAGAGACUCACUCACAGUAUGACAUUACAAUAACAGCCUCUGAUUUAGGACAGCCGUCUUUGACUGCAUCGACCACUCUAAGCGUUCAGAUUUCUGAUGUGAAUGAUAAUGCUCCAGAAUUUAGCAUAAAUCCUCUAGAUCUUUACCUGAUGGAAAACAAUGCUGCAGGUUCGUCCAUAAUUUCAGUCUCUGCAUCUGAUAAAGACUCUGCUGAAAAUGCCGUGAUAUCGUAUCAUAUAAUUAGAGGUGAUGGAUCACAGACUGAUAUGUCCUCUUACUUGAAUAUUAAUUCUGAGACAGGUGUUGUUUAUUCGCUGAAGAGCUUUGAUUUUGAGAUGUUAAAAACAUCCCACUUUCACGUGCUCGCCACAGACUCUGGAAGUCCGUCUCUGAGCAGUAACGUGACAGUGAACGUGUUUAUUCUGGACCAGAACGACAACGUUCCAGUGAUCUUAUAUCCAGUCAGCGCUAACGGUUCUGCUGAGGGUGUGGAAGAGAUUCCCCGUAAUGUGAACGCAGGUCAUUUGGUGACUAAAGUCAGAGCCUAUGACGCAGAUAUAGGAUACAACGGCUGGUUAUUAUUCUCACUGCAGGAAGUUAGUGAGCACAGUCUCUUUGCUUUGGACCGCUAUACAGGACAGAUAAGGACCCUUCGCUCAUUCACAGAAACAGACGAGGCCCAGCAUAAACUGGUCAUACUGGUCAAAGACAAUGGGAACGUUUCCCUCUCAGCAACAGCGACUGUGAUUGUCAAAGUUGUGGAGCCCAAAGAGGCUUUUGCAGCUUCUGAUGUUAAAAACGCAGAGAAAGACGAGGAGGAAAACAACGUGACAUUUUAUUUGAUCAUCACUUUGGGCUCGGUUUCGGUGCUUUUCGUCAUCAGCAUCAUCGUGUUGAUUGUAAUGCAGUGCUCCAAAUCUACAGACUAUUCGUCCAAGUAUUUACAGGACACAAAUUAUGACGGGACUCUGUGUCACAGCAUCCAGUACAGAUCUGGAGACAAACGCUACAUGUUAGUUGGACCCAGAAUGAGUAUCGGCUCUACUAUAGCACCAGGCAGUAAUAGGAAUACUCUAGUCAUACCAGAUCGCAGGAGGAGAGACUCUGGAGAGGUAAGAAUAACCUUUUAUCUAUUUGAGAAUAAUCCACCCGGACAGUCCAUAUUCUCUGUGAGCGCCACUGACAAAGACAAAAAUGAAAACGCUGUUAUUGUGUAUCAGAUUAUAAGAGGCGAUCAGACACAAAGCGAUAUGAGCUCAUUCCUUAAUAUAAAUUCUGAAACGGGAGUUAUUAGUGCUCUGAAAAGCUUCGACUUUGAAACAGUAAAGAAGUUUCAGUUCCACAUACUCGCCACAGACUCUGGAAGUCCAUCUCUGAGCAGUAACGUGACAGUGAACGUGUUUAUUCUGGAUCAGAACGACAACGUUCCAGUGAUCUUAUAUCCAGUCAGCGCUAACGGUUCUGCUGAGGGUGUGGAAGAGAUUUCCCGUAAUGUGAACGCAGGUCAUUUGGUGACUAAAGUCAGAGCCUAUGACGCAGAUAUAGGAUACAACGGCUGGUUAUUAUUCUCACUGCAGGAAGUUAGUGAGCACAGUCUCUUUGCUUUGGACCGCUAUACAGGACAGAUAAGGACCCUUCGCUCAUUCACAGAAACAGACGAGGCCCAGCAUAAACUGGUCAUACUGGUCAAAGACAAUGGGAACGUUUCCCUCUCAGCAACAGCGACUGUGAUUGUCAAAGUUGUGGAGCCCAAAGAGGCUUUUGCAGCUUCUGAUGUUAAAAACGCAGAGAAAGACGAGGAGGAAAACAACGUGACAUUUUAUUUGAUCAUCACUUUGGGCUCGGUUUCGGUGCUUUUCGUCAUCAGCAUCAUCGUGUUGAUUGUAAUGCAGUGCUCCAAAUCUACAGACUAUUCGUCCAAGUAUUUACAGGACACAAAUUAUGACGGGACUCUGUGUCACAGCAUCCAGUACAGAUCUGGAGACAAACGCUACAUGUUAGUUGGACCCAGAAUGAGUAUCGGCUCUACUAUAGCACCAGGCAGUAAUAGGAAUACUCUAGUCAUACCUGAUCGCAGGAGGAGGGACUCUGGAGAGGAGUCAGUGUGA
Messenger RNA from Danio rerio (zebrafish), 3533 nucleotides. Lineage: Eukaryota; Metazoa; Chordata; Actinopteri; Cypriniformes; Danionidae. The record is from RefSeq and is a predicted model, not a curated record.